Oxyura jamaicensis (ruddy duck) is the source of this 3354-nucleotide messenger RNA. Its product is annotated as CDC42 small effector protein 2-B-like. Gene Ontology annotation, cellular component: plasma membrane. Gene Ontology annotation, biological process: regulation of Rho protein signal transduction. The transcript has 4 exons. NCBI's taxonomy places the organism in Eukaryota, Metazoa, Chordata, Aves, Anseriformes, Anatidae. The record is from RefSeq and is a predicted model, not a curated record. Bases 650 to 880 code for a protein of 76 amino acids. Gene Ontology annotation, molecular function: small GTPase binding.
CCCAAACAGUCUGCAACUUCUGUGAAGUGUGGGCAAGAGCUUUGGUUUCUGCGUGUUCUUACGGUUGUGGGGACCACUCUCCCUGCUUGGCUGCACCCAUACAAGACACCAGUGGUGAUAGAGGCCUUUAUGAGAGGAUGAAGUAGGGUGAAAAAUGAUAAUUUUGCCAGCUAAUGAGUUGUAUUAAAACCACACAGGAUAAAACGGAGGUUUUAAUUUCUUCAAUAAUGUAUCAUAUAGACCACCUAAAGCUAGGAAGCAAAUGUCACAAACACUUUGAAAGAUAAAUGGCAGAAAUUAAACCUGCUUCAAGUGUGAGAAGUGACAAAGUGAAAUAAAACUACAAAGGUGAAAGAAAUUAAUGUGCUAAUUACGUAAUUGUGGGACUACAUAAGAAAUGCCUGUGAGAGGGGGAGUUUAUGCAGUUUGUGAAGACUUCAGUAUUGAUUUAGGCUGAAUUUACAGUGUGGUGACUGACUUCUGUUAAGCUGUAUACUCAUCAGAUGCUUUCUGUGAUCUUUAUCUGUGAAUCUGCUCAAGCAAUUCCUUCCUAAAUUCACUUUAGGAACCGCAUCUUGGUCCUUGUACUGCUUUAACUCCCAGAGAAAUAAUUAAAUAACAAGAGCGUAUAACCUACUGAAAACAUAAAAUGACUGAAUUCCUGGUUUGUUUUAACUGGUGCAAUGGUGAACAACCCCAGCCGAAGAGGCGUCGGAGACUGGACAGAAACAUGAUAGGAGAACCAAUGAACUUCGUCCACAACGCGCAUGUUGGGACAAGAGAGAUGAGUAGUGACUUCUCAUCAACUGCAUCAAUUCAGGACCACAUGAAGUCUAAAGGUGGUUACACAAAUGGCACUUCUGCAACUGCUGAGCUAUAGGAAACUGAAAGAAGUCUGACAUUUGCCCUGUCUUAAGAAGAUCUCCUGGACUGUGCUUUCAUAUUCUCUAAAGCCUCUUUAUCAUGAAGUAGAGAGAGUACUUGAAUUAUAAUAGGUCAGUGCGAGCUUUUGCGUUCUUUGCACAAUAGCUUCUGAAGGAGUUACUGGAAAUUAUCCUUAAAAACAGUCUGUUGUAGUAGCAACUGUAAUUUGUCACUGGAUGACUUCCUGGCUAUGUUCCAAAAACCUCAAAGUUAUCUUGUAGGAUGGGACUGGAAGUUGGCAUGAAUUGUCUGGGGUUUUGGUAUCUGUCUCUUCCCCUCAAGAAACCAGACUUUUCUGGUUUUUAAUUUUUAAUUGGAAGAUAACAUAUUUGUACUUCCUAUGUGGGCUAAAUUGAAUAUCUAAGUAGGAUCUUGUAGCCUAUAACAUAACUUUUGGAUGGCUUACAACUUAAGGCGUUAAUUUACUGAGCUAUACUUCAGUAUUUUUCUCCAUGACUUUCAAUAGCAAACAAACUCUAAUGUGAUGUAACCAGCUGAGUCUUCAGAACCCAGUGAAAUUUCUGCCUUGCUGUGAUAACACUUCUGUAGCUAAAAAGGCAGGUUUUGCAGACCUACCCACUCCCAAAUGAGGCUGAGGAAAAACAAGCGUUUCUCGCAGUUACUGGCCUGCCUCCCCUCUGUAUGUGCACUAGUAUAACUGACAGGUAUUAAUACAACAAAACUAAUGAUAUCAGGUAUCAGUUAAUUGAAGUGGUGCUACAGCAUGCUCACAACUUUAUGCUAAUUUUGCAUGAAUACUUUUGAAUUUUAAGCUAAAUACAUUUAAGAUCUCUGUAUUAGCGAUCUGUAACAAUAACUGCGCAGAACUGGAAGGGGUAUCUCUUGCUUCUGUCUCUUUAAUUUCAAAACCAUUUUCUUAGAUGAACUGAAAUCUUUCUUAUAUAUCGUUUUAAAUGAUAUGAGUUAAAUAAAGUAUGGUUUAAAUGAUAGAGCCAGAAGAAUAUUAAAUGGAAACUGUCUCUUAGAGUUCCGGCACUUCAUAAAUAUGGAUGUUUAGCCAUACCCAAACUACAGUUUAUCUCUUGUAUCACUUAAUAGAAAAACUAAUAAGAAGUGACAAAACUGCUGAAAUAGACGUUUUCCUUUUAUCACAUAACUGAACUGUCCUGACUUAAAAUUAUGAAUGACUGUCAGUGCAGAAACUUGUUAAGUUUGCAGUUGUGGGGUUAACUAAAUACAACUGUUUAAAUUACUGCCAAAUCAGCACCAGUUAUACCCAAAGUCAGUGCAACUCUCCCUUUUUUGUUCUAGGCGUAAGAUCCUCCAUUAAACUUUAUUCAUAAAAAAACAAGAAGCCAAAAGAUUUGCCAGCUAGAUUUUUGGAAGGCAGAUUUUUAACUUCUAUGAUUAUAUUUGUGGCUUAUGAUACUUUUUUAAACUGGCUUUGCUUAAGUCUUAGGCUGCCUAUUCUGAGUAUAUUAGGUAACUUAAAACAUGAAAGGUAGGUUUCUGUAUGCAUUAUAAAAAGAAAUAUUUUCCCAAUGCUUCCUUCCCAUAUUUCAUCUUUAAGGGCCAAAGAGGAAGAGAAUGCUACUUUCUGUAAUAGUCAACAGCUGAUCAUAGCAUUCAGCAACCACAUAAAAGAGUAAAAGAGAAAUCUAAUGUCCCACAUCUUUCUAAGUCCUUGCUUUUGAAUUAAAUACAUGCCAUAUUUAAUACCUUUUAAAAUUAGCACACUAACCAUAAACUUAGCUUUUUAAACACUUUCAUAUUUUUGUCUUCUAACUUCAGACUUAUUCCAGCAACCUGGUUAGGAUGCAGAGUUCAAAGAAGUUAAAUUCUGUAUACUGUUGAGGAAGCAUAAAGUGGCCAAAUUAUUCUUUAAAAAUACAUUCUAAUUCAUCUGCUAUUAAACUGAAUUAAUGUGUUCAUUAGUCCAUACCUGCCAAGAAAAAAAUAAAAAGAGGACAGCUGUGAUGAAGAAAAUGGGUUAUUUUUCUUAACACUACAAGAAAACAAGCUAGAGUCAGUAUUUCCUGAAGGCUCAUUCAGUGUAUUUAAGAACAGAGUGGUGUAUGCAUGACUACAAAUAAAGAAGUUGGGGAUUGUGAUAGUUCUUCUUGCUAUAAAUAAAUCAACAGAGAUCAUUUUGUUAUUCAGCUUAUUUGUAGAAAAAUCCUACUCCUGAUUCUGUAAUCCAAACAGCAUUACCUAGUGUAAAAAUGAUAUUCAUCAGACUAUACAGUAUUAUCUAGGACUACAUUAAAACUAACCAAGUAUAACCAUAAUAUUAAAGGAACAAAAACACGUUUUGCUAUUGCAUUGUGCAACUAUUUUUUAAAUGUAAACAAGCAUAAAAGGAUGUCUCAGGUAUUUUCUUUCUAUAACUAGAAGCCUUACUUAGCUCUUGUCUGUCAUGUAACUCAAUAUAAACCUAUCUAGCUUAUAAUAAAUCUGUUGAACAAGGCA